Lycium barbarum (goji berry) is the source of this 1963-nucleotide messenger RNA. RefSeq names its product zinc finger protein CONSTANS-LIKE 12-like. Gene Ontology annotation, molecular function: protein binding; zinc ion binding. NCBI's taxonomy places the organism in Eukaryota, Viridiplantae, Streptophyta, Magnoliopsida, Solanales, Solanaceae. The transcript has 4 exons. Bases 330 to 1598 code for a protein of 422 amino acids. The record is from RefSeq and is a predicted model, not a curated record.
UAGGUCUUCUAGGUCUUUUUGUUUGUUCACUUCUCUAAUAUAAUAUAAGCCAUAGCCAUCCUAGCUCAAUAAACGCCUCUCAUUGAUCAAAUCCAUGACUUACCAAUUUCUUGAUGUUGGUUAAUGAUGUUACUAGUUUUUAGCUUAGACAAUUGAGGUACAGCUGGUUGGUCGUUAAUGUGUCAGUUUAAUUCAGGACGAUUGAGGUAUAGUUGAUUGAUCGUUAACGUGACAGUUUAAUUCUGGGAUAAUUGAGGUAUAGUUGAUUGAUCUUUAAUGUGUCAGUUUAAUCUGGGACAGUUGAGGCACAGUUGAUUGAUCUUGAGCGUAUGGAGCCUCUGUGCGAGGUAUGUGGGGUGGACAGGGCAGUGGUAUACUGUAAAUCAGAUGCAGCUAAACUUUGCUUGCAUUGUGAUGGAAAUGUGCAUUCAGCAAAUUGUUUAUCUCGAAAGCACACUCGUUCGCUUAUUUGUGGCAACUGCAGUUCAGAGCCUGCAAUUGUGCGUUGCACAAAUAACCAAAUGUGCCUAUGUGAAAACUGCGAUUCGAGCGAAAAUGAGUCAGGCCAUCAACACCAGAAGUUGGAUUCUUAUAGUGGCUGUCCUUCUCCAGCUGAGUUAAUGACAAAGAUUUUGUCUGUAGCUUUUGAUGAUCAAAGGGCUAAUAAUGAUAAUAAUGUUACAAAUCCUAGCAGCUUUCAUACUUCUAGCUCAUUGAGUGUCAAUGAGAAUAAUAGUUCAGUGGUGGCUAGUAGACUCAAUGAGUUAGCUUCUUGUAUGAAGUUUGAACCAUGGACCAUUCCAACUCCAGCAAUUCCUUUAAGCCCAACAUUCAUGACAAGUUACAACACAGAUCAAACACCUUUCUUCUCAGAGGGAUCUAACAUCACUAAGCAAAGUAGUAGCACUAUUAAAGAUCUUGGAGUUCAUGGAGGUGAUGAUAUCGCGAAAGGUGUUGAUUUGGACGAAUUGAGUUCCGAUUCUAGUUACAAGAUUUUUAGCAGCUUACAACAAAGUCAUUCAAGUUAUCAUAGUGAAGAGCGGGGAUUGGAUUGCCUAGUCUUGGAGAAAAAAUUAUCUGCCACUGGCUCUAAUAGUCAUGUUGAAACUGCUCUAGAGGCAUCAUCUGGACAGCAUGAAUGCAUUGGAUUUCAGUCUUCACAAGAGGCUGGAGGUGCUAGUUCCGAAAAAUUGCUGCAGACAGUGAGUGCCACUGCUAAUUUCAUGCUUAUGAAUCCCAGUUGCAACAGAAAUAUCGGCUUAACAUUUCCACCAGCACCAGUUCAUUCAAGGUCGUUGUCACUCUCCAACAUCACCGGAGAAAGUAGUGCAGGAACCGACUAUCAAGAUUGCGGAUUGUCACCACUCUUUUUGACAGAUGAAUCGCCAUGGGGUUGGCCAUCAAAAACUAGUAGUCUACGGGCAAGGAAUGAAGCUAAGAUGCGAUAUAAUGAAAAAAAGAAAACCAGAACGUUCAAUAAGCAAAUAAGAUAUGCUUCGCGUAAGGCCAGGGCAGAUACCAGAAGACGCGUUAAAGGCAGAUUUGUUAAGGCUGGGGAAGCUUAUGAUUAUGAUCCAUUAGGAACAACGGAUAUGUGAGAAGUUGAGCCUUGGAGCAACGAUCAAGUUGUUUCCACGUGACUUAUUCACGGGUUCGAUCGACUCAUGUAAUCACCCAAUAAUGCUUUCAUCAGGGUCAACUAUCUAUAUUAUAUACCCUUGGAGCAACAAUAAAGUUGUCUCUGUGCGCCGAGCUACGAUUUUUUUUAAAUUAGUAAUAAGGGAUAAAUAAGUGAGCUAAGAAAGCUAAUUUUGGCCCCUUCUACAUUGUCAGAACUUGUCUAAUUGUUAAGGUAUCUCAGUACAAAGAUACUUGAACCAUCAAAUUCCUUUAUGACUAGUCGGAAAAGUUUAUGCUCUAGUGCUAGAGCUAAAAAAAUUGUCAUGUUGACUGUGUCUCUCAA